This is a messenger RNA of Cinara cedri, 6188 nucleotides long. The record is from the annotation of a GenBank genome assembly. NCBI's taxonomy places the organism in Eukaryota, Metazoa, Arthropoda, Insecta, Hemiptera, Aphididae.
AUGGUCCGUUUAACGUGAGUACCAAUUUAAUAUUAAAUCUAAAUGAAUUUUACGCAAAUAUAUAUAUUCGAUUCUGAGCGAAAGAAAUUUUAUCCAAUUCAUACUUUAGAGGGAGGUUAUUUAAUGAUUUUCUAAGAGGUUUUUAAAAUUAUCUGUAAAAAUCUUAUGGAUAUACCGUAAAAUAUGUACAGAUUUACGAUUUCAUAAUUUUACAUUUUUGUAACAUUUUUUCUCCUAGAAAUCUUGUUUCAAUCAAAAAAUGAUAACUUUCUUAUUGCAUUUUCGAUAUAAUUGCCCAAGAGUAAUGCCAUAUAUGAAUAUUUCAAGUAGUUUUCAUAAAAACUGAGGUAACCCAAAAAAAGAUUAAGAAUGAAAAUUGAUAAAUUUAUGACAUUACAAUUUCAUUAUUUUAAAUUUUGACGCCUUAUGUUUUUUACAAUUAGAAAUAUAGUUUCAAUAAAAAAAGGCGAGAUCAUUGUUGUUGCAUAUAUAAUCUUGUUAUUGCGUAAGAGAGUCUUUUUUUUGAUAAAGUUUUAAUAAAAGAAUAACAAAAAAAAUAAAAAAUACAAAAUAAAUGGGAAAAUUUACUAAAAUAAUACUUUUGUUAUUUAUUGUCAUUCAAUCAAAAAUAUUUGUAGGAACUUGAAAUGUAGACAGAAAAUUAUAUUUGUUUUUCUAGAUGUGAAAAAAUUUUUAAAAUAUUUUAGUUAUUUAUAGAUAUUUUAAUUUUUCCGUGUUGUAUAUAAUUUUAUUCUGUAAGUUUUCUGUGGAUAAAAUUUUUAGACUUAAUGGAAAUAUUUGAGUAUCGAACAGGAGGUUUAUUAUAGAUUGUACCUUAUAGUCACAAAAAAAAAAUGAGUAAUGCCUUUUUUCUUUAUAAGAAUUAAAAUCAAAUUUUGAUGAAAAACUUAAAUAUUUUGGCUUUUCAACAUGUAUAACUGAACUUUGCUCAGAAUCUUUUUCAAUUAGCAACGGUUUAUCUUUGUGUAUAGAUAAAUAUUAAAUUCCUUUCUAUAUCUUACUUUUCCAACUUCUCACUUCAUAUCCAUCAUAUGAUUUUUUUUAUAAUAGAUUCUACAUUGUAACCUUCAAUGUUGCCACUAAAUCUCCUAAUCAACCUUUGGGAGAACUACUACAAUGGAACGGCCGUACUGAACAACAAUUACCAGACUUUUGUUUAUUUGGGUAAGUGGCUAAGUUGUUACUACCUAUAUGAUUUUGUUUUAACUUAUUAUCAAUAUUGAAAUUAAUUUGACAUAUUUUUUUGAAUUGUGUUAUACAUUUCAAUAUGUGAUGAUUGAAAAAUACAGUUAAGUAUGGAAAGUAUUGAUUUUGUGCUUAAUAUGCUAUGUGAGCAGAUUUCAAGUUUAUUUUAAUUUUCAGUAAAGAUUUUACAUCCCAUGAAAAAAUUUGAAAUGAUGCCUCAAUAAGCACUUUAAUAUUUCAAGUGGAUAAUUAAUAAAUUAAUAAUACAAAGAUUAAAUUUGGCUGUAAAAUACUUUUUUUUGGUAACACACUUCAUAGUUGAAACACUGAAAGUGGUAUGCUACUUUAUCAAAAUGAGUGGUUGGUUAUUGAAUGAUAACUUCUUUAAACAAGUUAAGAUUAAGUUAAGUACUGUUAUAAAUAAAUUAAAAAUGAGUUCAUUCAUACUAGUUGGUAUAAAAACAAUAUCAAAAUAAGAAUAGUAAAUAUAAAUUUAUAAUAGCCAAUAUUAACGAAAGGAAGGAUGCAUAAAAUUAUUUAAUUUAUAUCUGAAUAAUGCUUAAGGUGGGAACACACUAUUAUCACGUCACGUGAGUACACAAUAAAAUAAUUAUACUAAUAUCAUGCUAUCACAUCACAUCAUUCAGUGCAUGCAUGAUUUUCAUUCAAAGUAGAAUAUGCUAGUUCAACUAGUUCUUCAGAUUAGAAAAUGCUGCAGCUUUUAUCAUUAUAAGUGAAAAACAAUAAAAAAAAGAUCAGAAUAGGUUUGUAAAACUAAUAAAAGACUGGAAGAACUAGGUGAAUUUAAUUGAUUGGUGCAAGAGUUAAAUGAAGCUAGUCAUUGAGUUUAUAUGUACUUUAGAAUGAAAAAAGAAUUUGAAUACCUUCAUGAACUGAUCAUAGACGACAUACAUAAAGAAAACAUAAUUUAGAAAAUCAAUACCUUGGCGAGAAAGAUUAGGUGUUUGCCUGAGGUACGCAUUUAAAUUUAUAACAAAAUAACACAAAAUACAAAAUAUUUUCAUUUAUCCAUCCAAAAUCCCAAAUCAGAAUAAAACGUGAUAUCACGUGGGGCACAAUGAAAUAUAUUGUGUAUAUCAAGUGAGUGGGGGAUAAUUUGUUUAAUAUAUUAAUAGGUUUCACAUAUUCCUCGUGUGAUGUGAUGUGAGUUACCGAAAUAAGACAUGAGCUCAUGUGACAUGAUAAUAGUGUGUCCCCAGCUUAAACUAUUUUUUUUUAUAAGUUUGAAAUUUUUACAAUUUUGGUUGAAAUUUAAAUGUUUUAAAAAAUAAAAUUUCGUCAAAUUGUUUUAAAAUAUAAGAAGUGGUGUGGCAACAUUGCUGUGAUUAUUCUUUUGUUUCUGGGAUGAAGGGGAAACAUCAAGUUUCAUCACCCAUAACAAUUGAGUCUAGGAAUUCUAAAAACAAAUAACAGCACAUAAUUCGCACUUGGUGGUGAUGGAGAUCGCAGCAUCUAUCGCUGACAGCUGACAUGCCGGCACUGAACAUAAUAGUGGUUGGCGCAGUGACCGGAAUGGUAGUGGGAGAAAAACCUGCACGGUGAUGAUAUCAGAUUUCACUUAGCGACCCACUUUUAUAGUUAUUACAUUGGAAAAAUUGCAAAAAAAAAAUUAUAUUUUACCGACACACCUCAUUUUAUAAUAAUAAUAAUAUUAACAAUAAUAUCCUUUUCUUUGUUAACCAAAUUGACAAUCAUUAGUAUGCAUUAGUAACUACAGGCGCACACACUGGGGAUCUUUACUUAUGUUAAGAAACCUAAAACUAACAUAUUUUGUAUUAUUUUAGAUUCUGAAUGAAGUGAGGAAUGUUUUGGUUUUACAAUGAUGUUUAUUUUAUUUAUUUAUUUCUGUGGACAAUUUUUCUACCAGUAAUUUUGUUCUGAUUCACAAUGAUAAAUAACACUUUCUGAAAGGAAAACUGACUGGAGUGAAACUUUAAAGAGAUUUUUUGAUUUUCUCAAGAGUUAAAAACGGGAAAUUGGUACAAUAUUAAGCAUAUUAUGUAAUUAUUUUAUCAUAAUAUGACAUAUAUAAAUAUUGUUGACAAAGCAACACUACAAACUGAACUCCGCUCAGAAUUGUUUUUUCGUUAGCAAUGGUUUAUCGUUGCUUACAGAUAAACAUUAAAUUUUCCCUCUACUACCCAAAUUUUCACCUAUAACAUUGGCUGCACCCGUCCCAUUAUCUUAGGACAUCUUUUUAUUGAUAAUGCUGUCUUCUAGACCUAGCGAUGCUUAUAUUAUUUUUUAAUGUUUGAUUUGUUUUUCAUAUUUAAAAUAUAUGAUUUUUGGUAAAAUGUGCUAGUGGAUAGCACAUUUGUCAAUCAACCCUGGUAUUUUUGUUAUGUUGGGUCAUCACUGUUUGCUUCUUGCUGGACACCCCUCUUGGAAACUUAGGAGCGAUCUAUGUCGAUUUAAUACCACUAUCACUAUUAAUUUAUUGUUGAGCUAUAAUGUACAAAAAUUAAUAUUUGCUAAAUAUUAUAAAAUAAGGAUAAUUUAAAAAUAUCAUGGAAUAGUUUAUAUAAAUUAUUUGUUUAUUUUCGUAUUCAGUUAUGUAUAAUGUGUACAAAUGUACAAUAUUCUAGAAAUAUUAUAAUAUUUAUUCACUAUAAUUAAUGACAUCUGAAGAUUUCUUUAGCGAAUGCUUUUAAAUUAAAAAAUCUUAUAAAACAUCCUUAAAAUGUGAAUACAAUUUAUUAACAAGUUUUAAAAAAGUGAUAAUUUAAAACUAUAGGUUUUUAUUAGAAUUUCAUAAGGUAAGAAAAAAAAAUUGAAAAUGAUAUAUUUAUAUUUUUUCAUAAAUGAUUUUUAUGUUAAAUAUUUUGAUAUUUUAGGAUUCAAGAAGUUAAGGCUCAACCUCAGAACUUGCUUUUAGAUUCAGUAUUUGAUGAUCCAUGGACUGCAGCUCUUAGGUUUGAAUAUAUAUUUUAUUUCAAGUAUAACUCUGUAUAAUUGAAAGUUUGUUUUCCUAGGGAUGUUAUAAGUGACUUUGACUAUAUUAAGAUUCGUACAGUAAAAAUGGUUGGGUUGCUGUUAAAUGUAUUUUGCAAACGAAAACAUAUAUCUCAUUUAAAAGAAAUGGAAAUUUCAGAAACACCCACUGGACUCCUGGGUCUUUGGGUAAAAUUAUUAUUUAAAUAUUUAAAUCUAUUGUUUACUAUAUAAAUAUAGUAGUAUAAUAUGUUAUAGUAUUUUUUGAAUAAAUGAUUUAAUAAUUUUAACUGUUUCUUAAUUGUUGUUUAUUUUUAGGGAAAUAAGGGUGCUGUCAGUUUUAGUUUUAAAAUUCACGAUACUACAAUAUGUUGUAUCAACUGUCAUUUUGCUGCACAUGAAGAAAAUUUAAAACAUCGAAUUGAUGAUUAUCAUACAAUUAUUAAAAGUCAAUAUUUUGGUUCAUCCAAGAAAACAAUUUUAAAUCAUGAGUAUGUAAUUUAAUAUUCCUAAAGACCCAUUUCAUCAGUAACUGUUAAUUGUUUAUGAUAUCUUUAAUCAUAUAACAUCAUUAAACAAUUAACUAUUAAAUUUUAUAAUAUAGAAACUAAAAAAAAAAAAGUCUAUUUCUAUAAUUAAUUGUGUGUUAAUUGAUUUUAAAACAAAAUUAAUUUUUAAACAUUUGUAAAUUUAAUAUUAAUUAAGUAAUAAGUACCUUAUUAAAUUUAUAAGGUAAUAAAAAAAUGUACUUCAAUUAAUUUUAAUUAUUUGAUCAUUCAUUAUUAUAGUGAUGUGUACUUAUUUUAACUAUCAUAGUUAAGUGUGUGUCGAAUAAAUAUUGAAUGCAAUUUAAUAAAUGUUAAUGUUCAUAUAUUUUUUUUAGCUAUGUAUUUUGGUUUGGUGAUCUUAAUUUUCGUUUAGACAAUAGUUCAUUAAAAUCAGCUGAAGAAAUUGCUUACACUGUUAAUAAUGUAGAGUCAUCUUAUAAAACUGCAAACAUAUUAACUGAUAUCUGGGCACAAGAUGAAUUAAAUUUAGUCAUGAAAAAAUCAUUAGUAUUUAAAGAAUUUGUUGAGGAAUUACCAAUGUUUCCACCAACCUACCGAUAUAUUAUUGGUUCUUGCCGAUAUGAUGUCAAGUAUGACUUUCACUGUAAAUAUUUAUUUAUUAUAUUUGUAUUCAUAUAUAUAUAUAUAUAUAUAUAUAUGUAUGUAUGUAUUAUAUGUCAAUUUAUAAUGACAAUCAUUUUUUCUUAGGAGACGACCUGCAUGGACAGAUCGUAUUUUAUACAAAGCAAUGGACUCAUCAAAUAAAAAAUGUGCAUUAGAUAUAUUAUCUUAUAAGUAUAUUGAGUCAAUUAAAUUGAGUGACCAUAAACCAGUUUAUGGAGAAUCUAGUAUUCAAGUAAUAAUAUUUUAAUGGUUUGAUCAAAUUUAGUUUUAACUUUAUAAUUUUGUGUAGUUAAAUAAAGGAUUUUGUAAAGCAAAUUCUACCUAUAAUCAACCUAUUAUUUUCCAACAAAUAAAUACAUGGCAAUUGGAAGAAGUCAAUGAAGUGAAUUUACGGAUAAAAGAUUAUAUUCCAUGUGUUAAUGAUUGGAUUGGAGUAUUUAAUGUAUGUUAUAACUUAUAAUUUUACAUAAUUUAAUAUUUAAUCAUAUAAUAAAAUAAAUAUACAUUUAUAUUGUUUAAUUUAUAUAUACUUUCUAGGAAAAAUAUACCAGUCUUGAAGAUUAUUUAUCAUAUGUUUACUUACCUUCAGAGAUGGCUGAAAUUGAAGAAUCCAACUUGGAAUAUAGACGAUUUAAUAAUAUAGAAUCUGCACAUAGAGUAAAAUUUCUUCCUGAAAUUUUUCCAGAUGGAUCAAAAAGUGUAUGUUUAAAUUUUUCUGAGACAGCAGUGCUGAAUCCUGGCACUUACAGAUUGAUUUAUUUUAGCAGUUCUAAUAAUUCAGUGCUUGGUUUAUCAAAUCCAUUUAUCGCAUCUAAACAUAAUUCUACACUUAACACGUCUCAUGAAUUUGGUUGGUGA